ACGCAAGUGCGCCUGCGCGAGACCCUUGCCUCGCGUAGUGAAGGCAAGAUGGGCCACUGGGAGCUGUAGUCUGUUGACUCUGAGCGCGCCUCACUAGGGUCUCGCUGCGUGGGACACUCGGAGUGAGUUUAAGGCUCAACCCUCGUUGGAAUCCCGGGAGCCGGGCUGAAAUUGGACCUGAAGGACCUUGUCCAUUCCCGAGGCACCACGUGAGAAAACUGAAGUCCUGGUGAGAGCAGGGAAGAGGCGGCCCGAGAGUCUCAGGGCGGACAGCCUGUGGUGGUGGCACAGGAAGGCCCGUGAUGGAUCUCAUAAGACUUUCCCGGCUCUUUGCUGGCCUCCACCCCAUAGGACUGUCUGUCCUUCAUGGAUCCACCAGAUGGAUAGGACGCAGGGAGGGAUUGGCGUGGCUGAGGGAGGCGUGGCCAAGUUGGCAGGCGUCAGUGGCCUUGGGCAGUUCUUUCUCCUACCUGCCCGUGGGCCAGAAGAAAAUGAGCACCGUCUGCUCCGAUUCCAGUCAGCCCGGCACUGUGACCCCUCAGGAAGAUGAGGAAGAAGAGAGCUUUGGGACCCUCUCUGACAAGUACUCUUCCCGGAGACUCUUCCACAAGUCAACACCCCAGCUGUACAACUUGAAGGUCAAGGAGCAAGCUGAUGAGGAGGAAGAGUUGGAGCCCAAAGUGUGGCAGGGCAGGAGGAACACGCCAUACUGGUACUUCUUUCAGUGCAAACGACUGAUCAAGGAAAGGAAGCUGGCUGAGGCCCUGGAUCUGUUUGAGAGGCAGAUGCUGAAGGAAGAGCGCUUGCAGCCUCUGGAGUGCAACUACACGGUGCUGAUCGGGGGCUGCGGGCGCGCGGGCUACCUGAAGAAGGCCUUCCGGCUCUUCAAUGAUAUGAAGAAGAGAGACCUGGAUCCCUCGGAUGCCACAUACACAGCUCUGUUCAACGUCUGUGCAGAGUCUCCCUGGAAGGACUCAGCCCUGCAGAGUGCGCUGAAGCUCCGACAGCAGCUCCAGGCCAAAAACUUCCAGCUCAACCUGAAAACAUACCACGCCCUGCUGAAGGUGGCUGCCAAGUGUGCGGACCUCAGGAUGUGCCUUGAUGUCUUCAAGGAAAUCAUCCACAAGGGGCAUGCAGUCACAGAGGAGACCUUCUGCUUCCUGCUCAUGGGCUGUAUCCAGGACAAGAAGGCAGGGUUCCGGCAAGCCAUGCAGGUGUGGCGGCAGAUGCUGAGCCUGGGCAUCAAACCAAGUAUUCAUGGCUACAACCUCCUGUUGGGGGCAGCUCGAGACUGUGGUCUGGGGGACCCAGAGGUUGCCUCCAGGCUGCUCCUGAGGCCCCAGGAAGAAACCGUCCUCCUCCAGCCCCCAGCAGGCAGGUAUCAGACAGGAAGGAAAGUCCAGGCCAAGGCAGGCCUGAGUGUGUCACUUGGGCAUGUGGAGGCACUGGAGAGGCAGCUGCUUCUAGAACCUUCUCAGAAACCUGCGGGACCUCCAGCCUUCCCUGAGGCUGCAGUAACAAGCAGGACCCAAUCUGAGGUAGAAACCAAGGCAGAACCUGGCCGCAUAGCUGUCCUCACCCCACUGGCCCUGAGGCCUCCCCACUUGGAACUGGAAGUCAAUCUCCUAAGUCUUGGGACUCUGCCCCCCACUGUAGUCUGCUUUGGGACAGUGGCCACCCCUGCUGACAGGCUGGCCUUGAUGGGGGGCCUGGAGGGCUUCUUGGGCAAGCUGACAGAGCAUGGGCUCCAGCCAGACAUCAAAACCCUGACUCUGCUGGCUGAGCUGGUGGAGCCUGGGAGCCCCACAGAGUCCUCGCUGCUGUCCAUCCUGGACAGGCAUGAGGUGGAGGCCGACGUGACCUUCUUCAACACGCUGAUAAGGAAGAAGAGCAAACUGGGAGACCUGGAGGGAGCGAAGGCGCUGUUGCCGAUCCUGGCAAAGAGGGGUAUUGUCCCCAAUCUGCGGACUUUCUGCAACCUGGCCAUUGGGUGCCACAAGCCCAAGGAUGGUAUGCAGCUACUUUCAGACAUGAAGAAAUCCCAGAUGGCCCCCAAUAUCCACAUUUACAGCACCCUCAUCAACGCGGCCCUCAAGAAGCUGGACUACACCUAUCUCAUCGAUAUCCUCAAGGACAUGCGGCAGAGCAGAGUCCCAGUAAACGAGGUGGUCAUCCGCCAGCUGGAGUUUGCUGCUGAGUACCCUCCCACCUUUGACCGGUACAAAGGGAAAAACACCUACUUGGAGAAGAUCGAUGGUUUUCGAGCUUAUUAUAAACACUGGCUAAAAGUGAUGCCAGCAGAGGAAGCCCAUCACCCCUGGCAGGAGUUCCAGACCAAGUCUAAGAGGGACCAAGACACCACUGGGGAUGCUCGUGUCUGUGGAGACCUUAGGGACAUGUGAU
Molecule: messenger RNA, 2403 nt
Organism: Acomys russatus (golden spiny mouse)
Lineage: Eukaryota; Metazoa; Chordata; Mammalia; Rodentia; Muridae
Gene: Ptcd1
Product: pentatricopeptide repeat domain 1
Exons: 9
Coding region: 303-2402 (699 amino acids)
Biological process (GO): tRNA 3'-end processing
Cellular component (GO): mitochondrial matrix
Molecular function (GO): tRNA binding; protein binding
Source: RefSeq, a predicted model, not a curated record